CUCAUCUCAAUUACUAGGUAUAAUUUCCAUCGGCUUCAGAUCAUGUCAUUCACAUCAGGCACCGUUUCCAGCAAAGAGUCUCGAGUGCGCCUUCGGGAUCUCUUGCCCAAAUUGCACCUGGGGUACUGGAAACCCGGCCCCUUAAAUUCCCUGACUGAUGUCCCCGGGGUUCUCGUUCACACCCAAGAAAUUUUCGCCGACAAUGGUGCCGUAAACACGGGCGUUACAAGCAUCUUGCCUCGGAAAGGAUGGUUCAAUAACGCCUGUUAUGCUGGCAUAUUCAGUUUCAAUGGGUCUGGUGAGAUGACUGGGAGUCAUUGGAUCAACGAGACAGGUCUGUUGCACUCCCCUAUAGUUAUCACCAAUUCGUUUUCAGUUGGUGCUGCAUACCAGGGGAUCUAUGAAUACACCAUCAAGGCUCAGGGCGUGGAAAAAGGGAACGUCGACUGGUUUCUCUUGCCCGUCGUUGCCGAGACUUUCGACGGAUAUCUGAACGAUCUCACACAAUUUGUGGUGAGGCCCGAACAUAUCAUCAAUGGACUUGAGAAUGCAUCGAGUGACCGAGUAAGGGAAGGGAACGUUGGAGGUGGGACCGGAAUGAUUUGCCACUAUUUCAAAGGCGGCACUGGCAGUAGCAGUCGAAUUGUCGAGGGACUCGAUUGUAAAGGAGAUCCCAAGAAUUAUACCGUCGGCGUGCUGGUACAGGCCAACUAUGGCAGACCACAGCAUUUCCGCAUCGCAGGCGUACCGGUGGGGAGAAUCCUGGCGCAGGAGGCUGACGAGGCGGCUCAAAGCAACCCAGCUAUCAAAAUGGCUCGAGAGGCGCUCGAUAAAGAGAAGAACCGGAAAGAUGGAAGUAUUAUCGUCAUCAUCGCUACAGAUGCGCCUCUACACCCCACGCAACUCCAGAGGUUGGCCAAACGAGCAACGGUGGGCCUGUCUAGAGUUGGAGGCUACGGUCAUAACCCAUCAGGUGAUAUCUUUUUGGCAUUUUCGACUGGCAACGAAAUUCCAGUGCAGUCGGUAUCCAUGGAGCGAAGGGCAGUCGAUCCGUUUAAGCCUACGCCUCUCACCGUUGAAGUAGUUGAUGACACUUCAAUCAAUGGACUAUUCGAGGCAGCAGCAGAUGCGACGGAAGAGUCGAUAUACAACGCGCUAUGCAUGGCAGAAACUAUGGUAGGGAACCGAGACCAUAAAAUUGAGGCAUUGCCACUGGAGAGGGUUCGAGAGAUUAUGGAGAGAUAUGCUUGAAGAUGAAAGACGACGGAUCUUUUCGGGUGCACAUUUUGUACGUGUUGAAUUUACAUAUCAAUUUACAUAUCAACA
Messenger RNA from Hypoxylon fragiforme, 1326 nucleotides. Its product is annotated as DmpA/ArgJ-like protein. The transcript has 2 exons. The record is from RefSeq and is a predicted model, not a curated record. NCBI's taxonomy places the organism in Eukaryota, Fungi, Ascomycota, Sordariomycetes, Xylariales, Hypoxylaceae. Bases 43 to 1251 code for a protein of 402 amino acids. Gene Ontology annotation, molecular function: aminopeptidase activity.